AUGUUCAAUCCGAUGAACCCACCUGUUAACAGCUACAUGGAACAUUGCUACCUUCGGCCUCUCCAUGGGCAAGGCCAACCUAGUGCCAUGGUAGAAGGCAUCAGUGAUUUACCAUACUAUCACCAAAGCAACUCAGUGGGGAAUCACCAUACCUACGGAUUGGUACCUGGAGGUGAACAUCCUUCUCAUACUGAUGGUAGUCGUUUUUCUACACCCCGGAGCACAGCCAAGCUGACCAAAAAGCGGGCCCUGUCCAUCUCGCCACUCUCCGAUGCCAGCAUUGACCUGCAAACUGUCAUCCGCACCUCUCCCAAUUCUCUGGUGGCUUACAUCAACUCUCGCUGUGCUUCAGCUGGGGGCUCCUAUGGGCACCUCUCCAUCGGUGCUGUCAGCCCUUCCCUUGGGUUCCAGAAACCUCAAGGCAUGUCCUUUGGCCACAACCCCACAACAGUUCCCUGUGGGCCUCAUGAACACGUGACUGGCCGGCCGGGGAUGAUGCACCAUAUGCCACCCCCACGUGGGAUGCUAAAGCACUGCCAGCUGAAGUCAGAGUCCAGCCUGGGCAGCCCGCUGGAUGCCCUGAGCACCAAGUGCCUGGAGGAGUGCUCGGAGGGUGACAUUUCCAGCCCUGCCUCUACGGGGACACAGGACCCCCUACUAAGUGUGCUUGAUCCACGAGAUGAAUUGGAAAAGGAAGACGGGAAGGUAGAAGCCGAAGCAGUAUACGAAACCAAUUGCCACUGGGAAGGAUGCACUAAAGAGUUUGACACUCAGGAACAGCUAGUGCAUCAUAUUAACAAUGAGCAUAUCCAUGGGGAAAAGAAGGAAUUUGUGUGCCACUGGCACGACUGCUCACGGGAACAACGACCCUUCAAAGCUCAGUAUAUGCUGGUCGUCCACAUGAGACGUCAUACGGGAGAAAAACCUCAUAAGUGCACAUUUGAAGGCUGCAAUAAGGCCUACUCACGGCUGGAGAACCUCAAGACGCACUUGCGCUCCCAUACUGGCGAGAAGCCUUAUGUUUGCGAGCACGAAGGCUGCAAUAAAGCUUUCUCUAACGCUUCUGACAGGGCCAAGCACCAAAACCGGACACAUUCCAAUGAGAAACCCUACGUCUGUAAGAUUCCCGGCUGCACCAAACGCUACACCGAUCCCAGCUCACUCCGGAAACAUGUCAAGACAGUGCAUGGCCCAGAUGCUCACGUCACCAAGAAGCACCGUGGAGAUACUGUACCCACCAGUCGGACUCUGGCUCUGCAUGGUGACAUGAAGCAGGAGAAAGAUAGUGAGGUCAGGAAGGAAGAGGGCAAACUCAUGGUACCUGAUUCUAAUUUGAAGCCGCAGCCCAGCCCUGGGGGUCAAUCGUCCUGCAGCAGUGAACGCUCCCCUUUGGGCAGCGCUAAUAAUAAUGACAGUGGCGUGGAGAUGAACGCAAACGUGGGGGGAAGCUUAGAGGACUUGUCCGCGUUGGAGGAACCAUCUGAGCCCAUGGGAACCUCUGGGCUCUCAGCACUGCACAAGCUGGAGAACCUGCGCAUUGACAAACUCAAGCAGCUGCGUAAGCCCCUCUCAAUGAAGGGGGUCAAGCUUCCUUCCAUCCCAGGGGCAGGUCCUGCAAGAGAGAUGCCUGGCUUGUGCGGGGCCCCCUCUGCAGCGGCUUCUCACCGGCGUGUUAUGGAGCUCUCAUCCAGUGACCUGCCUUCUCUAACUGUGGCAGGAGACAGACGAGGUAGCACUACCAGCACUGUCAGUUCAGCCUACACCGUCAGCCGUCGCUCUUCCAUGGUAUCACCCUAUCUGCCAGCCGGGGGUGCCCCCAAUGGAUUAGGCCCACCAGACAUGUAUGACCCUAUAUCCCCCGAUGCCUCAAGACGCUCUAGCGAGGCCAGCCAUUGCGGAGGACUUCCAGGGCUGGGUAACCUCACCCCAGCCCAACAGUACCGCCUCAAGGCCAAAUAUGCGGCAGCAACAGGUGGGCCACCCCCUACCCCUCUCCCCCAUAUGGACAGAGCUGCUCAGUCAAAUCUCAUAGGGGAUUAUUCUAGCUCCUGCUUGCCUCCUUUUGUGCCUGAGCACAGCACAAACAAUUACCAUGGUUACAGCAGCACUAGCAUUCUCCAUCCCCACCUGAGCCAUAGCGGCCGGCGAGCCAGCGACCCCACGCAGGCUGUGGCGGAAGCCCACCCGGUUCCACGAGUGCAAAGGUUUAAAAGCCUCAGCAACAUGAGCCCAGCAAGUGCAGGGAGAGCCGGUGGACAAGUGACAGGGGGCAGCGAGGCCAGCCUUCCCCACCAUCUCUUCUCCCCACGGCCACCAAGCAUCAGCGAGAAUGUUUUUCUGGAAGCUGCCGCUAUGGAGAGCGCCAUCCCGGCUGGGGAGUCGGAAGUGCUGGAGAUGGAAUCUUAUCUUACCUACCAGGACCGGAACUACCCAUACCAAACCACGGCCAUGGAGCCGCAAAGCAAUCUUGCUCAUCGUGGCACCUUGAAGCUGGUGGGUGAUUUGCAGAUGAGUCCAGUGACUCAGGAGCAGCUAGAAGGCGGUUUUGAGCAACCAGAUUACAUCCAGUCUCAGUGCCAGAUGAACGUGGCUUUCCACACUGCACGGCAGUGGGACAGCAAUAGCUCCGGGAUAAAUCCUGCAUCGAUCCCUGGCAUGGGGCAGUGCCACUCUACCCAGUAUCCAAUCCCUGAGGCUAAGCCCAUGGGAGCAGAGCCUGCCAAUCACGGCCGACAGGGGACAUUCCAGUUUGGCCAGGCACAUAUUAAAGCCGAGCAACAGUUCCAACCGGCGGCGGCUGCUCUCGCCUCCUGCCAGAGCAUGAAGCAGGCGUUAUACAACCAGUCUCAACCAGUCUGUGGAGAUGGCGGAUAUCAUCCCGAAAGCCAGCAGGGCUCUUGCUAUGGCGUGGGGCAGCCCCCGAGCAGGAGAUCACAGACCCCGAUGUUGCAAGUCAAGGAGAUGAUGGUACGGAGUUAUGUGCAAUCACAGCAAGCACUGAUGUGGGGGGAGCAGCCGGCCAGCAAUGUCAUGGAUGGCGCAGAGAAUGGUCAGAGCCAGCAACACCAGCCUUACCCUGGUGUAAAAUACCCAAGUUACCCUCCCAGGCCAUCGCCAGCUAUGGAAAACAAAGCACUUUCAAGCCCCAACAGCCAGUGUUAUAAUCCAAGGAUGGUCCCACAUCCACCUGGUGGACCAAAACCACUGAAUCGACAAAGCAACUUGAGUUAUCAAGCUAGCCUUUCUUAUGAAACCCCUGGUGAUGGUGGCUCCCACCAUAUGAUGCGCUUACCCCCUCUUCACGGUCCUGAAGAAACAGGCUUUCCCAUCCCAAUGCACGUGCCGCUGAGCAAAGCUUCUGGGCACAAGUUGAUGAAUACCCACCAAAGGCACCAUCAGCCCCCCAGCUGUGUGGCCGAGGAUCCCGGUGGGCCUUAUGCUCCUGGGCUGGAGGCCCCUAAAUCUGACUCUUUCUCUUAUCUACCCGAGGAGCAGGUGUCUAACAGUUUGGACACUCUGGACUUAGAAAACACCCACUUGGACUUCACCGCUAUCCUUGAUGACGCAGAGGCCCUUAGUCCUACCCCACCUGGGGGCCCAACCAACAUGGCGGUGGGGGAUAUGAAUUCCAUGCUGAACUCAUUAGCAGGGGAGAACCAGUUCCUUAAUACCCUUUCCUAG
Molecule: messenger RNA, 3681 nt
Organism: Thamnophis elegans (Western terrestrial garter snake)
Lineage: Eukaryota; Metazoa; Chordata; Lepidosauria; Squamata; Natricidae
Gene: GLI1
Product: GLI family zinc finger 1
Exons: 11
Coding region: 1-3681 (1226 amino acids)
Biological process (GO): regulation of transcription by RNA polymerase II; smoothened signaling pathway
Cellular component (GO): nucleus
Molecular function (GO): RNA polymerase II cis-regulatory region sequence-specific DNA binding; DNA-binding transcription factor activity, RNA polymerase II-specific
Source: RefSeq, a predicted model, not a curated record